AUGCUGUUGUUGUAUCUGUUCUGGGCCGGGCCGGGCCGAUUCCCACCGCUGCUUGGACAGCUCGCCUUGGCGGAAAUGCUGUUGUUGUAUCUGUUCUGGGCUGGGCCGGGCCGAUUCCCACCCGCUGCUGGACGGCUCGCCUUGGCGGAAAUGCUGUUGUAUCUGUUCUGGGCUGGGCCGGGCCGAUUCCUACCCGCUGUUUGGACAGCUCGCCUUGGCGGAAAGGCUGUUCUUGUAUCUGUUCGGGGCUGGGCGGGCCGAUUCCUACCCGCUGCUUGGAUAGCUCGCCUUGGCGGAAAUGCUGUUGUUGUAUCUUUUCUGCGCUGGGCCAGGCCCGAUUCCUACCCCUGCUUGGACUCGCCUUGGCGGAAAUGCUGUUGUUGUAUCUGUUUGGGGUUGGGCCGGCCGAUUCCUACCGCUGCUGACACAGCUCGCCUGGCGGAAAUGCUGUUCUUGGGCCAGGCCGAUUUUCAUCUGUUCUGGGACAGCUCGGGCCUGGGCGGGCCGGGCCCUAACCGGUUCUACCGCUGCUUGGACAGCUCGCCUUGGCGGAAAUGCUGUUGUUGUAUCCGUUCUGGGCUGGGCCGGGCCGAUUCCUACCGCUGCUUGGACAGCUCGCCUUGGCGGAAAUGCUGUUGUUGUAUCUGUUCUGGGCUGGGCCGGGCCGAUUUCUACCCGCUGGCGGACAGCUCGCCUUGGCGGAAAUGCUCUUGUUGUAUCUGUUCUGGCUGGGCCGGGCCCAUUCCUACCCGCUGCGGACAGCUCGCCUUGGCGGAAAUGCUGUUGUUUAUAUCUGUUCUGGGUCGGGCCAGGCCGAUUCCUACCGCUGCUUGGACAGCUCGCCUGCGGAAAUGUGUUGUUGUAUCUGUUCUGGUCUGGGCCAGGCCGAUUCCUACCCGCUGCUUGGGACAGCUCGCCUUGGCAGGAAAUGCUGUUGUUGUAUCUGUUUGGGCUGGGCCGGGCCGAUUCCUACCCCAGCUGCUUGGACAGCUCGCCUUGGCGGAAAUGCUGUUGUUGUAUCUGUUCUGUGCUGGGCCGGGCCAUUCCUACCAGCUGCUUGACAGCUCGGCCUUGGCGAAAAUGCUGUUGUUGUAUCUGUUCUGGGCUGGGCCAGGCCGAUUCCUACCCGCUGCUUGGACAGCUCGGUUUGGCGGAAAUGCUCUUGUUGUAUCUGUUCUGGGUCGGGCCAGGCCGAUUCCUACCCGCUUUGUGGACAGCUCGCCUUGGCGGAAAUGCUGUUGUUGUAUCUGUUUGGGCUGGGCCUGGCCAUUCUACCCCUUGGACAGCUCGCCUUGGCGGAAAUGCUGUUGUUGUAUCUGUUCUGGGCUGGGCCGGGCCGAUUCCUACCCGCUGUUUGGACAGCUCGCCUCGGCGGAAAUGCUGUUGUUGUCCAUCUGUUCUGGGCUGGGCCGGGCCGAUUUCUACCCCGCUUGGACAGCUCGCCUUGGCGGAAAUGCUGUUGUUGUAUCUGUUCUGGGUCAGGCCGGGCCGAUUCCUACCGCUGCUUGGACAGCUCGCCUUGGCGGAAAUGCUGUUUUGUAUCUGUUCUGGGUCGGGCAGGUGAGGCCGAUUCCUGCUGCUUGGACAGCUCGCCUUGGCGGAAAUGCUGUUGUUCCUCUGUUCUGGGCUGGGCCGGGCCGCUCCUACCUUGGCGCCGUUGUAUCUGUUCUGGGCUGGACCGGGCCGAUUCAUGGCUGGACGGCUCGCCUUGGCGAAAUGGUGUUGUAUCUGUUCUGGGCUGGGCCGGCCGUUCCUGCCCGCUGUUUGGACAGCGCCUUGGCGGAAAGGCUCUUGUUGUAUCUGUUCGGGGCUGGGCCGGGCGAUUCCUACCCGCUGCUUGGAUGGCUCCCAUUGGCGGAAUGCUGUUGUUUAGCGUAUCUUUUCUGGGUCGGGCCAGGCCGAUUCCUACCCGCUGCCCGGACAGCUCGCCUUGGCGGAAAUGCUGUUAUUGUGUCUGUUUGGGGUUGGGCCGGAGCCGAUUCCUCCCGUUCUGGACAGCUCGCCUUGGCAGAAAUGGUUGUUGGUUCUGGGCUGGGCCGGGUGAUUCCUACCCGGCGGACAGCUCGCCUUGGCGGAAAUGCUGUUGUUGUAUCUGUUCUGGGCCGGGCCGAUUCCCCGCCGUUUGGACAGCUCGCUUUGGCGAAAUGCUGUUGUUGUAUCUGUUCUGGGCUGGGCCGGGCCGAUUCCUACCCGCUGCUUGGACAGCUCGCCUUAUGGAAAUGCUGUUGUUGUAUCUUUUCUGGGGCUGGGCCGGCCGAUUCCUACCCGCUGCUUGGACGGCUCGCCUUGGCGGAAAUGCUGUUGUUGUAUCUGUUUGGGGUUGGGCAGGGCCAGAUUCUGCCCGCUGUUUGGACAGCUCGCCUUGGGAAAUGCUGUUGUUGUAUCUGUUCUGGGCUGGCCGGGCCGAUUCCUACCCGCUGCUUGGACAGCUCGCCUUGGCGGAAAUGCUGUUGUUGUAUCUGUUCUGGUCCGGGCCAGGCCGAUUCCUACCCGCUGCUUGGACAGCUCGCCUUGGCGGAAAUGCUGUUGUUGUAUCUGUUCUGGGCUGGGCCGGGCCGAUUCCCUACCCGCUGCUUGGACAGCUCGCCUUGGCGGAAAUGCUGUUGUUGUAUCUGUUCUGGGCUGGGCGGGCCGAUUCCUACCCGCUGCUUGGACAGCUCGCCUUGGCGGAAAUGCUGUUGUUGUAUCUGUUUCUGGGCUGGGCCGGCCGAUUCCUGCCCGCUUCUUGGACAGCUCGCCUUGGCGGAAAUGCUGUUGUAUCUGUUCUGGGCUGGGCCAGGCCAUUCCUGCCCGCUGCUUGGACAGCUCGCCUUGGCGGAAAUGCUGUUUGUUGUAUCUGUUCUGGGCUGGGCCGGGCCGAUUCCCCCACCCGCUGCUUGGACAGCUCGCCUUGGCGGAAAUACUGUUGUUGUAUCUUUUCUGGGCCGGGCCGGGCCGAUUCCUACCCCGCUUGACAGCUCGCCUUGGGAAAUGCUGUUGUUGUAUCUGUUCUGGGUCGGGCCAGGCCGAUUCCUGUUGCUUUCGUACAGCUCUGUGGAAAUCUUGUUGUUGUAUCUGUUCUGGCGGGCCGAUUCCUACCCGCUGCUUGGACGAAAAGCUCGCCUUGGCGGAAAUACUGUUGUUGUAUCUGUUCUGCGCUGGGCCGGGCCGAUUCCUACCCGCCGCUUGGACAGCUCGCCUUGGCGGAAAUGCUGGUGUUGUAUCUGUUCUGGUCUGGGCCGGGCCGAUUCCUACCGCUGCUUGGACAGCUCGCCUUGGCGGAAAUGUUGUUGUUGUAUCUGUUCUGCGGGCCAGGCCGAUUCCUACCCGUCGCUUGGACAGCUCGCCUUGGCGGAAAUGCUGUUGUUGUAUCUGUUCUGGGUGGGCCAGGCCGAUUCCAACCGCUGCUUGGAUAGCUCGCCUUGGCGGAAAUGCUGUUGUUGUAUCUGUUCUGGGUCGGGCCAGGCCGAUUCCUACCCGCUGCUUGGACAGCUACGCCUUGGCGGAAAUGUUGUUGUAUCUCUUUCUGGGUCGGGCCAGGCCGAUUCCUACCCGCUGCUUGGACAGCUCGCCCUUGGCGGAAAUGCUGUUGUUGUAUCUGUUCUGGGUUGGGCCGGGCCGAUUCUACCCGCUGAUAGGACAGCUCGCCUUGGCGGAAAUGCUGUUGUUGUUGUAUUCUGUUUCCUGGUCGGGCCAGGCCGAUUGUUCUGGGCCCGGGCCGAUUCCCUUUCUUGGACAGCUCGCCUUGGCGGAUGUUGUUGUUGUAUCUUUUCUGGGCUGGAGCGGGCCGAUUCCUACCGCUGUUUGGACAAAAUGCCUUGGCGGAAAUGCUGUUGUUGUAUCUGUUCUGGGCUGGGCCGGCCGAUUCCUACCCGCUGCUUGGACAGCUCGCCUUGGCGGAAAUGUGUUGUUGUAUCUGUUCUGGGGUCGGGCCGGGCCGAUUCCUACCCCUUGCUGGGCUGGGCCGGGCCGAUUCCUACCACUGGACAGCUCGCCUUGGCGGAAAUGCUGUUGUUGUAUCUGUUCUGGGUCGGGCCGGGCCGAUUCCUACCAGCUGCUUGGACAGCUCGCCUUGGCGGAAAUGUUGUUGUUGUAUCUGUUCUGGGUCGGGCCAUUAUUCCUACCCGCUGUUUGACAGCUCGUCUUGGCGGGAAACGUUGUUGUUGUAUCUGUUCUGGGCUGGGCCCGUUGAUUCCUACCCGCUGCUUGGACAGCUCGCCUUGGCGGAAAUGCUGUUGUUGUGUCUUUUCUGGGUCGGGCCAGGCCGAUUCCCCUACCCGCUGUUUUGACAGCUUGCCUUGGCGGAAAUGUUGUUGUUGGCUCUGUUUGGGGAUUGGGCCGAUUCUACCCCGUUGCGCUGGAGCGGGCGGGACAGCUCGCCUUGGCGGAAAUGCUGUUGUUGUAUCUGUUCUGGGCUGGGCCGGGCCGAUUCCUACCCGCUGCUUGGACAGCUCGCCUUGGCGGAAAUGCUGUUGUAUCCGUUCUGGCUGGCCAGGCCGAUUCCUAACCACUACUUGGACAGCUCGCCUUGGCGGAAAUGCUGUUGUUGUAUCUGUUCUGGGUCAGGGCCAGGCCGAUUCCUACCCGUUGCUUGGACAGCUCGCCCUUGCGGAAAUGCUGUUGUUGUAUCUGUUCUGGGUCGGCCAGGCCGAUUCCUACCCGCUGCUUGGACAGCUCGCCUAUGGAAAUUCCUACCGCUGUUGUUGUAUCUUUUCUGGGUCCGGGCCAGGCCGAUUCCUACCCGCUGCUUGGACAGCUCGCCUUGGCGGAAAUGCUGUUGUUGUAUCUGUUCUGGGCUGGGCCGGGCCGAUUCUACCCGCUGCUUGGACAGCUCGCCUUGGCGGAAUGCUGUUGUUGUAUGUUCUGGGCUGGGUGGCCGAUUCCUACCAGCUGCUUGGACAGCUCGCCUUGGCGGAAAUGCUGUUGUUGUAUCCGUUCUGGGCUGGGCCGGGCCGAUUCCUACCCGCUGCUGGACAGCUCGCCUUGGCGGAAAUGCAGUUGUUGUAUCUGUUCUGGGUCGGGCCAGGCCGAUUCCUACCCGCUGCUUGGACAGCUCGCCUGGCGGAAUGCUGUUGUUGUAUCUGUUCUGGGCUGGGCCGAUCGAUUCCUACCGCUGCUUGGACAGCUCGCCUUGGCGGAAAUGCUGUUGUUGUAUCUGUUUGGGCUGGGCGGGCCGAUUCUACCGCUGCUUUGGACAGCUCGCCUUGGCGGAAAUGCUGUUGUUGUAUCUGUUCUGGGGCGGGCCGGGCCGAUUCCCUACCCGCUGCUUGGACAGCUCGCCUUGGCGGAAAUGCUGUUGUUGUAUCUGUUCUGGGCUGGGCCGGGCCGAUUCCUACCCGCUGCUGGACGGCUCGCCUUGGCGGAAAUGCUGUUGUUGUAUCUGUUCUGGGCUGGGCCGGGCCGAUUCCUACCCGCUGUUUGGACAGCUCGCCUUGGCGGAAAGGCUGUUGUUGUAUCUGUUCUGGGCUGGGCCGUGCCGAUUCCCUACCCGCUGCCCGGACAGCUCGCCUUGGCGGAAAUGCAGUUGUUGUAUCUGUUCUGGGUCGGGCCAGGCCGAUUCCCCUACCCGCUGCUUGGACAGCUCGCCUUGGCGGAAAUGCUGUUGUUGUAUCUUUUCUGGGUCUGGGCCAGCCGAUUCUACCCGCUGCUUGGAUAGCUCGCCUUGGCGGAAAUGCUGUUGUAUCUGUUAUGGGCUCCGGGCCAGGCCGAUUCCUACCCCGCUGCUUGGACAGCUCGCCUUUGGCGGAAAUGUUGUUGUUGUAUCUGUUCUGGGCUGGGCCAGUGCCGAUUCUACCCGCUGCUUGGACAUCUCGCCUUGGCGGAAAUGCAGAUGUUGUAUCUGUUCUGGGUAGGCCGGGCCGAUUCCUACCUGCCGCCCGGACAGCUCGCCUUGGCGGAAAUGCUGUUGUUAUCUGUUCUGGGCUGGGCGGGCACCGCUGCUUGGACAGCUCGCCUUGGCGGAAAUGCUGUUGUUGUACUGUUCUGCUGGGGCUGGAUUCUACCAGCUGCUUUGGCGGAAAUGCUGUUGUUGUAUCUGUUCUGGGUCGGGCCGGGCCGAUUCCCCUACCGCUGCCCAGGACAGCUCGCCUUGGCGGAAAUGCUGUUGUUCAGCCAUCUGUUCUGGGUCGGGCGGGCCGAUUCUACCCGCUGCUUGGACAGCUCGCCUUGGCGGAAAUGCUGUUGUUGUAUCUUUCUGGGUCAGGCCAGCCGAUUCCUGCCCGCUGUUGGACAGCUCGCCUUGGCGGAAAUGCUGUUGUUGUAUCUGUUCUGGGCUGGGCCGUGCCCGAUUCCCUACCCGCUGCUUUGGACAGCUGGCCUUGGCAGAAAUAUUGUAUCUGUUCUGGGCUGGGCCGGGCCGAUUCUACCCGCUGUUUGGACGCUCGCCUCGGCGGAAAUGCUGUUGUUGUAUCUGUUCUGGGCUGGGCCGGCGAUUCCUACCGGGGACGCCUUCUUAUCUGUUCUGGGUCCGGCCAGGCCAAUUCUACCGGCUUGGACAGCUCGCCUUGGCGGAAAUGCUGUUAUUGUCUCUGUUCUUCGCCGGGCCGGGCCGAUUCCUACCCGCUGCUUGGACAGCUCGCUGGCGGAAAUUGUUGGACAGGUCGGGUCCGAUUCCUGCUUGGACAGCUCGCCUUGGCGGAAAUCUGCUGUUGUAUCUCUGGGCUGGGCCGGGGUGGUUCCACCACGCUGGCGGACAGCUCGCCUUGGCCGUUCUUGUUGUAUCUGUUCUGGGCCCGGCUGUGGACAGCUCGCCUUGGCGGAAAUGCUGUUGUUGUAUCUGUUCUGCGCUGGCCGGGCCGAUUCCUAUCCGCUGCUUGGACAGCUCGCCUUGGCCGGAAAUGCUGUUGUUGUAUCUGUUCUGGGCUGGGCCAGGCCAGUUCCCACCGCUGCUUGGACGGCUCGCCUUGGCGGAAAUGCUGUUGUUGUAUCCGUUCUGCGCUGGGCCGGGCGGAUGCUAUCCUUCUUGGACAGCUCGCCUUGGCGGAAAUGCUGUUGUUGUAUCUGUUCUGGGUCCGGGCCAGGCCGAUUCUAACCGCUGCUUGGACAGCUCGCCUUGGCGGAAAUGCUGUUGUUGUAUCUGUUCUGGGUCAGGCCAGGCCGAUUCCUGGCACCGGGACGCUCGCCUUGGCGGAAAUGCUGUUGUUGUAUCUUUUCUGGGUCGGGCCGAUUCCCUACCCGCUGUUUGGACAGCUCGCCUUGGCGGAAAUGCUGUUGUUGUAUCUUUUUCUGGGCUGGGCCGGAGCCGAUUCCUACCGCUGCUUGGACAUCUCGCCUUGGCGGAAAUGCUGUUGUUGUAUCUGUUCUGGGUUGGGCCGUGCCGAUUCCUGCCCGCUGCUUGGACAGCUCGCCUUGGCGGAAAUGCUCUUGUUGUAUCUGUUCUGGGCCGGGCCGGGCCGAUUCCCACCCGCUGUUUGGACAGCUCGCCUUGGCGGAAAUGCUGUUGUAUCUGUUCUGGGCUGGGCCGGGCCGAUUCCUACCCGCUGCUUGGACAGCUCGCCUUGGCGAAAUAUUGUUGUAUCUGUUCUGGGCUGGGCCGGGCCGAUUCCUACCCGCUGUUUGGACAGCUCGCCUUGGAGGAAAUGCUGUUGUUUGUAUCUGUUCUGGGCUGGGCCGUUGCCGAUUUCCGCUUUCUUGGACAGCUCGCCUUGGCGAAAAUGCUGUUGUUGUAUCUGUUCUGGGUGGGCCGGGCCGAUUCACUACCCGCUUGGUUGGCUCAUGGCGGAAAUGCUGUUGUUUGUGUCUGUUCUGGGUCGGGCCAGGCCGAUUCCUACCCGCUGUUUGGACAGCUCCUUGGCGGAAAUGCUGUUGUUGUAUCUGUUCUGGGCUGGGCCAGCCGAUUCCUACCCGCUGCUUGGACAGCUCGCCUUGGCGGAAAUGCUGUUGUUAUAUCUCUGUUCUGGGCCAGGCCGUGCCGAUUCCUACCCGCUUCUUGGACAGCUCGCCUUGGCGGAAAUGUUGAUGUAUCUGUUCUGGGCUGGGCCGGGCGAUUCCUACCCGCUGUUGGACAGCUCGCCUCAACCGGAAAUGCUGUUGUUGUAUCUGUUCUGGGCUGGGCCGGGCCGAUUCCUACCCGCUGCUUGGACAGCUCGCCUGGCGGAAAUGCUGUUGUUAAUAUCUGUUCUGCGCCGGGCAGGCCGAUUCUACCGCUGCUGGACAGCUCGCCUUGGCGGAAAUGCUGUUGUUGUAUCUGUUCUGGGUCAGGCCGGGCCGAUUUCCUACCCGCUGCUUGGACAGCUCGCCGCGGAAAUGCUGUUGUUGUAUCUGUUCUGGGCUAGGCCGUGCCGUUCCUACCCGCUGCUGGACGGCUCGCCUUGGCGGAAAUGCUGUUGUUGUAUCUGUUCUGGGCUGGGCCGGGCCGAUUCCUACCCGCUGUUUGGACGCUCGCCUUGGCAGAAGGCUGUUGUUGUAUCUGUUCUGGGCUGCGCCAGGCCGAUUCUACCGCUGUGGACAAACUUGCCUUGGCGGAAAUGCUGUUGUUGUAUCUUUUCUGGGCUGGGCCGGGCCGUUCUACCUGCUGCGCUGGACAGCUCGCCUUGGCGGAAAUGCUGUUGUUGUAUCUGUUCUGGGCUGGGCCGGGCCGAUUCCUACCCGCUGCUUGGACGGCUCGCCUUGGCGGAAAUGCUGUUGUUGUAUCUGUUCUGGGCUGGGCCGGGCCGAUUCCUACCCGCUGCUUGGACAGCUCGCCUUGGCGGAAAUGCUGUUGUUGUCCUGUUCUGGGCUGGGCCGGGCCGAUUCCUACCCGCUGCUUGGACAGCUCGCCUUGGCGGAAAUGCUGUUGUUGUAUCUGUUCUGGGUCCGGGCCAGGCCGAUUCCUACCGUUGCUUGGACUUGCACAGCUCGCCUUGGCGGAAAUGCUGUUGUUCUCGCCUUGGCGGAAAUGCUGUUGUUGUAUCUGUUCUGGGUCGGGCCAGGCCGAUUCCUAACCGCUGCUUGGACAGCUCGCCUUGGCGAAAUGCUGUUGUUGUCUGUUCUGGGCUGGGCCAGGCCGAUUCCUACCCGCUGCUUGGACAGCUCGCCUUGGCGGAAAUGCUGUUGUUGUAUCUGUUCUGGGUCGGGCCGGGCCGAUUCCUACCCGCUGCUUGGACAGCUCGCCUUGGCGGAAAUGCUGUUGUUGUAUCUGUUCUGGGCCGGGCCGGGCCGAUUCCCUACCCGCUGCUUGGACAGCUCGCCUUGGCGAAAUGCUGUUGUUGUAUCUGUUCUGGGUGGAGGGCCGAUUCCUACCCGCUGCUGGACAGCUCGCCUUGGCGGAAAUGCUGUUGUUGUAUCUGUUCUGCAGGCUGGGCCGGGCCGAUUCCUACCCGCUGCUUGGACAGCUCGCCUUGGCGAAAUGCUGUUGUUGUAUCUGUUCUGGGACGGGCCGGGCCGAUUCCUACCCGCUGCUUGGACAGCUCGCCUUGGCGGAAAUGCUGUUGUUGUGUCUGUUCUGGGUCGGGCCAGGCCGAUUCCUACCACCGCGCUGCUUGGACAGCUCGCCUUGGCGGAAAUGCUCUUGUUGUAUCUGUUCUGGGUCAGGGCCGGGCCGAUUCUACCGCUGCUUGGACAGCUCGCCUUGGCGAAAUGCUGUUGUUGUAUCUGUUCUGGGCUGGGCCUGGCCGAUUCCUGCCGCUGCCGGACAGCUCGCCUUGGCGGAAAUGCUGUUGUUGUAUCUGUUCUGGGCUGGGCCAGGCCGAUUCCUACCGCUGCCCGGAAAUACUGUUGACUGUUCUGCUCCUUGGCGGCGCAUGCUGUUGGCGGAAAUUGUAUCUGUUCUGGGUGGGCCAGGCCGAUUCCUACCCUGCUGCUUGGACAGCUCGCCUUGGCGGAAAUGCUGUUGUUGUAUCUGUUCUGGGUCUGGCCGGGCCGAUUCCUAACCGCUGCUUGGACAGCUCGCCUUGGCGGAAAUGCUGUUGUUGUAUCUGUUCUGGGCUGGGCCGAUUCCUACCUGCUGCUUGGACAGCUCGCCUUGGCGGAAAUGCUGUUGUUGUGUCUGUUCUGGGUCGGGCCAGGCCGAUUCCUACCCGCUGCUUGGACAGCUCGCCUUGGCGGAAAUGCUGUUGUUGUAUCUGUUCUGGGUCAGGCCGGGCCGAUUCCUACCCUGCCAGCUGCUGGACAUGCUCGUUCUGGGUGGCCAGGCUUCCGCCCGCCGCUUGGACAGCUCGCCUUUGGCGGAAAUUGUUGUUGUAUCUGUUCUGGGCUGGGCCGGGCCGAUUCCUACCGCUGUUGGACAACUCGCCUUGGCGGAAAUGCUGUUGUUGUAUCUGUUCUGGGCUGGGCCGGGCCGAUUCCUACCCGCUGCUUGGACAUCUCGCCUUGGCGGAAAUGCUGUUGUUGUAUCUGUUCUGGGCUGGCCGAUUCCCUACCGGGGACAGCCGCUGUAUCGUUCUGGGCAGGCCGGGCCUUCCUACCCGCUGCUUGGACAGCUCGCCUUGGAUCUGUUGUUGUAUCUGUUCUGGGUGGGCCAGGCCGAUUCCCCCUACCCGCUGCUGGACAGCUCGCCUUGGCGGAAAUGCUGUUGUAUCCGUAUCUGUUCUGGGCUGCUUGGACAGCUCGCCUUGGCGGAAAUCCUUGUUAUCUGUUCUGGGCUGGGACCGAUUUUUCUCGCCUUGGACAGCUCGCCUUGGCGGAAAUACUGUUGUUGUAUCUGUUCUGGGCUGGGCCGGGCAGGAUUUCUACCCGCUUGCACAGCUUUGGACAGCUCGCCUUGGCCAGGCCGAUUCUGUUGUUAGCUCGCCAAAUCUGUUCUGGGCUGGGCCGGGCCGAUUCCUAACCGCUGCUUGGACAGCUCGCCUUGGCGAAAUGCUGUUGUUGUAUCUGUUCUGGGCUGGGCCGGGCCGAUUCCUACCCGCUGCUUGGACAUCUCGCCUUGGCGGAAAUGCUGUUGUUGUAUCUGUUCUGGGACGCUGGGCCUGGGGACAGCGCCUUGGCGGAAAUCCUCCCUGCCGCUUGGGACAGCUCGCCUUGGCGGAAAUGCUGUUGUUGUAUCUGUUCUGGGCUGGGCCAGGCCGAUUCCUACCCGCUGCUUGGACAGCUCGCCUUGGCGGAAAUGCUGUUGUUGUAUCUGUUCUGGGCUGGGCUUCCUACCCGCUUCCGGGAAAUGCUGUUGUUGUAUCUGUUCUGGGCUGGGCCGUGCCGAUUCCUACCCGCUGCUUGGACAGCUCGCCUUGGCGGAAAUGCUGUUGUUGUAUCUGUUCUGGGCUGGGCCAGGCCGAUUCCUACCCGCUGUUUGGACAGCUCGCCUUUGGCGGAAAUGCUGUUGUUGUAUCUGUUCUGGGCUGGGCCGGGCCGGGCGAGCCUUCCGGAAAUGCUGUUGUUGUAUCUGUUCAGCUCCCCUUGGCGGAAGCUCGCCUUGCUGUUGUUGUUGUUGUCUGUUCUGGGCUGGGCCGGGCCGAUUCCUACCCGCUGCUUGGACAGCUCGCCUUGGCGGAAAUGCUGUUGUUGUAUCUGUUCUGGGUCGGGCCGGGCCGAUUCCUACCCGCUGCUUGGACAGCUCGCCUUGGCGGAAAUGCUGUUGUUGUAUCUGUUCUGGGCUGGGCCAGGCCGAUUCCUACCCGCUGCUUGGACAGCUCGCCUUGGCGGAAAUGCUGUUGUUGUAUCUGUUCUGGGCUGGGCCGGGCGAUUCCUACCCGCUGGCGGACAGCUCGCCUUGGCGGGCCGAAAUGCUGUUGUUGUAUCUGUUCUGGGUUCUGGCCAGGCCGAUUCCUACCACGCUUCUUGGACAGCUCGCCUUGGCAGAAAUGCUGUUGUUGUAUCUGUUCUGGGUCUGGCCAGGCCGAUUCCUACCCGCUGCUUGGACAGCUCGCCUUGGCGGAAAUGCUGUUGUUGUAUCUGUUCUGGGCUGGGCCGGGCCGAUUCCUAACCGCUGCUUGGACGCUCGCCUUGGCGGAAAUGCUGUUGUUGUAUCUGUUCUGGGUCGGGCCGGGCCGAUUCCUACCCGCUGGACAGCUCGCCUUGGCGGAAAUGCUGUUGUUGUGUCUGUUCUGGGUCGGGCCGGGCCGAUUCCUGCCCGCUGCUUGGACAGCUCGCCUUGGCGGAAAUGCUGUUGUUAUCUGUUCUGGGGUUGGGCCGGGCCGAUUCCCUACCCGCUGCUUGGACAGCUCGCCUUGGCGGAAAUGCUGUUGUAUCUGUUCUGGGCUGGGCCGGGCCGAUUCCUACCCGCUGCUUGGACCAGCUCGCCUUGGCGGAAAUGCUGUUGUUGUAUCUGUUCUGGGUCUGGGCCAGGCCGAUUCCUACCCGCUGCUUGGACAGCUCGCCUUGGCGGAAAUGCUGUUGUUGUAUCUGUUCUGGGCUGGGCCGGGCCGAUUCCUACCGCUGUUUGGACAGCUCGCCUCGGCGGAAAUGCUGUUGUUGUAUCUGUUCUGGGUCGGGCCGGGCCCGAUUCCUACCCGCUGCUUGGACAGCUCGCCUUGGCGGAAAUGCUGUUGUUGUAUCUGUUCUGCGCCGGGCCGGGCCGAUUCCUACCGCUGCUUGGACAGCUCGCCUUGGCGGAAAUGCUGUUGUUGUAUCUGUUCUGGGCUGGGCCAGGCCGAUUCUACCGCUGCUUGA
Molecule: messenger RNA, 12498 nt
Organism: Acanthosepion pharaonis
Lineage: Eukaryota; Metazoa; Mollusca; Cephalopoda; Sepiida; Sepiidae
Source: the annotation of a GenBank genome assembly